UUGCUGAACGCUGAUUGGCUGCUGCUAAGCGGUUGCUAGGAGAGAUCAAAGACGCGUCGGAGAGAAGCAGCUUGGGAAGUGAAACGUUUCGACAAAACAAAAAUGAAGCGUGUUUUCACGCUGUCAGAAAAGUCCUGGUCUGGAUCAUGUUUGCAAUACAAAUGGCAGAAAACAGUAGGAAACUAUCUUGCAGUUGCAGGCCCUGACAAUUUAGUAAAAAUAUUUGAUCGGCAUGGGCAGAAGGUGAAUGAGUUGAAUCUCCCAGGGAACUGUGUGUCUCUCGACUGGGAUAAAGAUGGCGAUAUCUUGGCUGUGCUUGCUGAGAAGUCCAGUUCUGUUUACUUGUGGGAUGCAAAUGUUAACAAGACCUCACAGCUGGACAGCGGCAUGAAAGAUCAGAUGUCGUUCCUGCUCUGGUCCAGAACUGGGCCGCUGUUGGCUGUUGGCACAUCUAAAGGAAACCUGCUCAUCUACAACCAGCAAACCUCACGCAAGAUUCCAGUUCUGGGUAAGCACACAAAGAAAAUCACUUGUGGCUGUUGGAGCUCCCAUAACCUGCUGGCUUUGGGCAGCGAAGACCGCAGCAUAACCAUCAGCAACCACGAGGGAGACACCAUUCGACAGACUUCUGUGAGAGCAGAUCCUGCAGAUGUUCAGUUCUCAGUGAUGAAAACAGACGAGAGAUCAUCUCCAGGAGAAAGCACUGUGAGUGUGGCUUUGGGAAAGAAGACCCUGUUUCUGUUUAAUCUGAAUGACCCUGAUAACCCCAUAGAACUGGCAUUCCAGCAGCGUUACGGCAACAUCAUCUCCUACCGCUGGUAUGGGGAUGGCUAUAUCAUGAUUGGCUUUUCACAUGGCUACUUUGUGGUCAUUUCCACACAUAUCCGUGAGAUUGGCCAAGAGUUGUUUCAAGCGCACAAUCAUAAAGACAGCCUGACUAGCAUCGCCAUCUCACAGUCUCUAAACAAGGCUGCGUCCUGCGGGGACAACUGUAUUAAGAUACACGACUUGACUGAUCUGAAGGAAAUGUAUGCUAUAGUCACUCUGGAUGAGGAGACCAAAGGCCUUGAUCAGAUGUGUUGGACUGAUGACGGCCAGCUGCUCGCUGUAUCUUCUCAGCAGGGAUCUUUGCACGUCUUCCUCACCAAGCUGCCAAUAUUGGGAGACAGCAGUGGCACUAGAAUCGCUUAUCUUACAUCGCUGCUGGAAGUUACAGUCGACAACCAGGUGGAAGGGGAGCCCCCCGUUGCUAUUGCAGUGGAAGUAGAGCCUAGUUUCAUAGCUGUUGGACCAUAUCAUGUUGCUGUAGGCAUGAAUAACAGAGCAUGGUUUUAUGCAUUAGGAGACAGUGGUGUGGAGCGUGUAAAAGACACCGAGUAUUUAGGAACAGUGGCCAGUAUGUGUCUGAACUGUGACUAUGCUGCUGCCUUGUUUGAGGGGAAGGUCCAGUUGCAUGUGAUUGAUGGAGAUGAGCAGGUUGUUCAGGAGGACAGACAGACGAAACUGUUCCCAGAAGCCGAUCAGAAAUACCGCAUACUCAGUCAUGCUCUCACCUCUGAGUUUCUGUAUUAUGGGACGGACACCGGCUUGAUUCAGUGUUUUUAUUUUGAAGACUGGCAAAGUGUGAAUGAGUAUCGGCACACAGUGGGUGUACGCAAAGUCUUUCCAGACCCCAAUGGAACACGUCUCGUUUUUAUUGAUGAAAAAAGUGACAGCUUCCUAUAUUGCCCGGUGAAUGAUUCCGUGUUUGAGAUCCCAGACUUCUCUCCUGCCAUUAAAGGGGUAUUGUGGGAAAACUGGUUCGGCAAUAAAGGCGUGUUUGUGGCGUAUGAGGAAGACAAAGUUUACACGUAUGCCUUCCACAAAGACACCAUACAGGGUUCUAAAGUGAUUCUAGUAGGUGCCACCAAGUUGCCAUUUUCCCAUAAGCCCUUGCUGUUGCAUAACGGGGAGCUGACAUGUCAGACCCAGAGUGGGAAGAUUAAUAGUGUGGUUCUGAACACACAUUCAUUCCUCAACAACCCACACAGUGACACCAGUAAAGACAAACUCCAGCCGUUACUGCAACAGGCUGUUAUGCUCAAAAGGUUUUCUGAUGCGUGGAAUAUCUGUAAAGCUUUGAACAGAAGCGAGGCAUGGAGUGAGCUGGGCAGGGCAUGUCUUCAUCACAUGGAGGUGGAACUGGCCAUCAGAGUAUACCGCAUGAUGGGAAACGUCGGCAUGGUCAUGUCCCUAGAGGACAUCAAGGGAAUUGAAGAUCAAAAUUUGCUGGCUGGUCAUUUGGCCAUGUUCUGCAACGACUACAACCGAGCCCAGGACUUGUAUCUGACUUCUUCUUAUCCGAUGGCAGCUUUGGAGAUGAGAAGGGACCUGCAGCAUUGGGACAGUGCAUUACAGCUGGCCAAAAGACUGGACCCUGAUGAGAUCCCAUUUAUUUCUAAAGAAUAUGCCAUACAGCUCGAAUUUGUUGGAGAUUAUACAAAUGCACUGGCUCACUACGAGAAAGGCAUAACAGGAAACAAUAAGUUCCAGGAUCAUGAUGAGAGCUGUCUGGCAGGAGUGGCUCGUAUGUCCAUUCGUAUGGGUGACAUCCGUAGAGGAGCCAACCAGGCCAUCAAACACCCCAGCAGAGCUCUGAAGAAAGACUGUGGAGCCAUUCUGGAAAGCAUGAAGCAAUAUUCAGAAGCGGCUCAGCUGUAUGAGAAAGGCCAGUACUAUGACAAAGCUGCCUCUGUCUACAUACGCUGCAAGAACUGGGCAAAGGUGGGCGAGCUUUUGCCCCAUGUGACUUCCCCAAAGAUUCACCUGCAGUACGCCAAGGCAAAAGAGGCGGACGGCAAAUAUAAAGAGGCAGCAAUGGCCUAUGAGAGUGCACGAGACUGGGACAACGUCAUUCGGAUCCUACUGGAGCAUCUUAACAGCCCUGAGGAUGCUGUCCGCAUCGUACGAGAAACUCAGUCCAUCGAAGGAGCCAAAAUGGUGGCCAGGUUCUUCCUGCGUUUGAGUGAUUAUGGCUCAGCGAUCCAGUUCCUGGUUUUGUCACGUUGCAGCGAUGAAGCUUUCCAGCUCGCCCAGCAGCACGGGCAGAUGGAGGUCUACGCUGACAUCAUCGGUUCGGAGGCUACAGUAGAGGACUAUCAGAGCAUAGCGCUGUAUUUUGAGGGGGAGAAGAAUCAUCUUCAGGCUGGGAAGUUCUUCCAGAAGUGUGGACAGUACAGCAGGGCGCUGAAGCACUUCUUGAAAUGUCCUAGCUCUGAUGACAGUUUGUCCAUAGAGAUGGCCAUUGAGACAGUAGGGGAAGCAAAGGAUGAAGCUCUGACCAAUCAGCUUAUUGAUUAUCUGAUGGGGGAAAGUGACGGAAUGCCAAAGGAUGCUAAAUAUCUGUUCCGGUUGUACAUGGCUCUCAAACAGUACAGAGAGGCGGCGAGAACUGCUAUUAUUAUCGCCAGAGAGGAGCAAUCUGCAGGAAACUACAGGAAUGCCCAUGAUGUGUUGUUCAGCAUGUAUGCUGAGCUUCAGACGCAGAACAUUAAGAUCCCUGCAGAGAUGGCCACAAACCUGAUGAUCCUGCACAGCUACAUACUAGUGAAGAUCCAUGUCAAAAGAGGAGAUCAUUUAAAGGGGGCACGAAUGCUCAUCCGUGUGUCCAACAACAUCAGCAGAUUCCCGUCCCACAUUGUCCCCAUCCUCACAUCAGCGGUGAUUGAAUGUCAUCGUGCUGGAUUAAGAAACUCUGCCUUCAGCUUUGCCUCUAUGCUGAUGAGACCAGAAUAUCGAAACAAGAUUGAUCUCAAAUACAAGAAGAAGAUCGAGGCCAUGGUCCGUCGUCCAGAUACUUCAGAGCUGGAGGAGGAGAGCUCCCCCUGUCCCUCCUGUGGCUUCGGUCUGCCUGACUGUGAGCUGCUCUGUCCCGGCUGUAAAAACAAUCUGCCUUACUGUAUCGCCACAGGUCGUCACAUGGUCAAGGAGGAUUGGUGUGUGUGCCCACACUGUGAUUUCCCCGCUCUCUAUUCACAGUUCACCCAACUCUUAGAGACCGAGUCGGUGUGUCCCAUGUGCUCUGAGCCUUUAAAUGUCAGUGAGGUGAAGAAAACCUCAGACUGCUCCAGAUAUCUGCAGCAGGACCAACUGGAGCACUGAGGACCAGAGAUCAAGAGAGGAUUGUUUCCUGUCUACUGAAUUUUGAGAAGUCAGGAAUGAUCAUCUUUUAUUCAACAUUAAAAAAUAUUUCUUUUAUUUAUUUACCAGUAUUGUAGCAAUUUGCAAUCAUGGUUUAUUAAUCUUAA
Messenger RNA from Carassius auratus (goldfish), 4286 nucleotides. Its product is annotated as WD repeat-containing protein 19-like. Gene Ontology annotation, biological process: cilium assembly; intraciliary retrograde transport. Gene Ontology annotation, cellular component: cilium; intraciliary transport particle A. The transcript has 37 exons. The coding region runs from base 103 to 4140 and encodes 1345 amino acids. The record is from RefSeq and is a predicted model, not a curated record. Gene Ontology annotation, molecular function: protein binding. Lineage: Eukaryota; Metazoa; Chordata; Actinopteri; Cypriniformes; Cyprinidae.